Messenger RNA from Eucalyptus grandis, 1198 nucleotides. Its product is annotated as universal stress protein A-like protein. The transcript has 4 exons. Bases 205 to 702 code for a protein of 165 amino acids. The record is from RefSeq and is a predicted model, not a curated record. NCBI's taxonomy places the organism in Eukaryota, Viridiplantae, Streptophyta, Magnoliopsida, Myrtales, Myrtaceae.
UUCUCACCAGCACACAACAAAACAUCUCUCUCUCUCUCUCUCUCUCUCUCUCUCUCCCUCCUAUAAAUUACCCUCUUCACCACAUCUUACCUUGAAUCCAACAAGCCAUCGAACUCUUCAGUUUGUCCAUAAAUCGUACCAAGAAAGGACAGAACAUCUGGUUUUUUUGGCCUGUCUCUGUCUGGUCCUUGUUGAGAGAGGGGGAUGGCUGAGGCGGUAGCGAGAGAGAGGAAGAUACUGGUGGCGGUGGACGAGAGCGAAGAGAGCAUGUACGCCUUGUCGUGGUGUCUCAAGAACGUCGUCUCCGAGAACUCCAAGGACACCCUCGUCCUCCUCUACGCAAAGCCCCUUCGUUCUGCCUACACAGCCCUCGACGGCACAGGGUACUUGUUUUCCUCGGACAUAGUGGCCACCAUGGAGAGGCACAACAAUGAGGUGGCCGACCGUGUGAUGGCCAGGGCUAAGAAGAUCUGCCAUGAUUUUGGUGAGGUCGCGGUGGAGACGAGAGUGGAGAAUGGGGAUGCAAGAGAUGUCAUCUGCAGCGUGGCGCAGAAGUUGGUGCCUGAUGUUCUGGUGAUGGGGAGCCAUGGUUACGGUCUUAUAAAAAGGGCCUUUCUGGGGAGCGUGAGCUAUCACUGUGCCCAGAACGUCAAGUGUCCCGUGCUCGUAGUGAAGAGGCCCAAAACCAACAGGAACGACUGAACCUCGAUCUAUACUUCCCGUGUUGUGUCCUAGUCCUAGGUUGUCUUCUACAGAAUUAUCGAGUUUUAUUGUGUAUAUAUUCCUACAAUGUGCAUAUUCUUUGUUUUCUGCCUUGUAAAUGGAUUGGAUCUUAAUAAUAGAAUUCGAUUGUCAAAAAGGACACGGUGCUUGACCUCAUCAUUAAGCAGCGUACAAUAAAAUAAAAUAAAAAUGUGAAUGGGCUUAUCGAAAGUUUCCAUCAGCUGUCGACAGAGACUGACCAAAUCAAAGAGAGAUGAGCGAUAGAGAUUGAUGGCAUUAUCUUAAGACCAUAUGCAGCAGAUCCAGACUCUUCAACGAGUGCGAUUGAUCUGAAAAUGGACGUUAGCCUUCGUUCUGAAAACUCAAAUCAGUCAAUGGAUAUAGAUGAAAUCAGGCACUCAAAAGUCUUGGGAUCAGCCUUCCUACAGUUCUCUCCCUCUCUAAAGAAAUGUCCUACAUCUAUAUUGUAAAGAUA